CGACGAGAGUGAGCAGGAGAAGAGUAAAAGCGCGGGAGCGUUCUUACGAUCACUUGCUUCAGCUCCACCUCCUCUUCCAUCCCCCUUUACUCUUUAAGAUUUAAGUUCAAAAUGGAAGGGGAAGAAGAGGUUAGCUUCAUCACAUCCCUUACUCCUCCUGAUUCUGAACUCAUGGCCAUUGGUUCUCCGGACGAUCUAGGGUUUCAAGAACCUGAGCAGUCGUUUGAUAUCGCUGCUCCUUCUUCCUCAUCCAACGAACCUGUCGUUCUCACCGACGACCUCAAAGACAAGAUCAUAAAACAGGUGGAAUACUAUUUUAGUGAUGAGAAUCUUUCCACAGAUAAGUUUCUGAUGAGCCAUGUAAAGAAGGAUAAAGAAGGUUUUGUUCCUGUGGCUCUUAUUGCAUCCUUUAGGAAAAUGAAAAAGCUUGUUCGAGAUAAUUCAUUGAUAGUGGAUGCACUCCAGGAAUCAACGCAACUUGUCUUAAGUUCAGAUGGGAAGAAGGUGAAGAGAAAACAUACGCUGCCAGUUUUUGAGGUGCAGGAUGCAAAGUCACGCACUGUUUUGGUAGAGAAUCUGCCGGAGAAUUUUUCAAUAGAGAGUAUCAAGAGAAUCUUUGGGGCUGCCGGCAAUAUAAAGAAUAUUUCUGUCCAUGACCCACAUGGCGCAGAGGAUCCAACAAAGAUCAGUAAGGCAAAAAAGUUGAUUAGCGGAAAGAUACAUGCUCUUGUAGAAUAUGAGACAAUGGAGGGUGCUGACAGAGCUGUUGCCACUUUAAAUGAUGAGAACAAUUGGAGAACUGGUAUGCGUGUUAAGCUUCUUCUCAAGAGAAUGGGCAAGUCUGGGCCGAGCAAAAAAGGUGGUAAAGCUUCUGAGAAGAGUAGAAAUGCUCCAAUAUCUGAUCCAGCAGGGGAUGAUGAAUCCUUGAAAUCAACCAAUCACCAUGAUGAAACACCUGAACAAGAGGAAGAGGGGCACUUGCGAAGUGAGAGAACUGGAUGGAGAAAUCAAAACAGAGGUCGAUCAAAGGGCCACAAACAGCAUAACCAUAAUGGUCAAGGCCAUGGAACUGUGCACCGUGCUCCUGGUGUUGAAGGUUCAAAGCCACCUCCAGGGCCAAGAAUGCCUGAUGGAACUAGGGGAUUUGCAAUGGGUCGUGGUCGGCCUCCUGUCUCUAAUCAAAAUUCAGCUUGAAGGGUUGUGGACAUCUUCAAGAUUUAGGCGUUAUGCGAAAGAGUGUUGGUUCACUGUGGAUUCUGUGUUUUUAUCUGCAGAAUACAUAAGUUUGGUUUGGAU
Molecule: messenger RNA, 1296 nt
Organism: Telopea speciosissima
Lineage: Eukaryota; Viridiplantae; Streptophyta; Magnoliopsida; Proteales; Proteaceae
Product: la-related protein 6A
Exons: 11
Coding region: 112-1194 (360 amino acids)
Biological process (GO): RNA processing
Cellular component (GO): nucleus
Molecular function (GO): mRNA binding
Source: RefSeq, a predicted model, not a curated record